AACUGAGAAACCCUCUGACGGAAGCGAAACCCAAAGUUACCUUCAAUCUCUGAUUGCUAAACCCUAGUUACGAAUUUCGAAAGCCGUCUACGCGACAAUGAGUUCGGCGGGAUCGACCAAAGGUGGAAGGGGUAAGUCCAAAUCCUCUAAAUCUGUUUCUAGGUCUCAGAAGGCUGGUCUUCAAUUUCCCGUUGGUCGCAUCGCUCGCUUUCUCAAGGCUGGAAAGUAUGCCGAACGUGUUGGUGCCGGUGCUCCCGUGUACCUCUCUGCCGUAUUGGAAUAUCUUGCUGCUGAGGUUCUUGAGCUUGCUGGUAAUGCUGCUAGAGAUAACAAGAAGAGUCGCAUUGUUCCAAGGCAUAUUCAGCUUGCUGUACGUAAUGAUGAGGAGUUAAGUAAGCUCUUAGGAUCUGUUACUAUUGCCAAUGGUGGUGUCUUGCCAAAUAUUCAUCAAACUCUUCUGCCAAAGUCAAUGGGUAAGGGAAAAGGCGAUAUUGGGUCGGCAUCCCAAGAAUUCUGAGAUUCCACCACUCUGGAGUUAGAUUUGGAAGAUGGAGUUUGUUGCCACCUGAUCUAUCUGAUUACAUUUUACAUAUUCCUAUGUGAUAAGAACAUACACUUCACAUAAAUUCUUUGCUGCCUUUUCAUGCGGAAAACAUGAACUUUACGGUGUGGAUCACAUGUUAGAAAAAUAUGAUAUUCAACAACUUAGGCGGUUUUUUAAUGAAUUGUAAUCCAUAUGAUUAGUGGAAUGAUAUGCUACAUUUUGGCCCCCGAAGAAGUUUUCACCUUGCUUUU
Messenger RNA from Neltuma alba, 795 nucleotides. RefSeq names its product histone H2AX. Bases 98 to 517 code for a protein of 139 amino acids. The record is from RefSeq and is a predicted model, not a curated record. The transcript is spliced from 2 exons. Gene Ontology annotation, molecular function: structural constituent of chromatin; protein heterodimerization activity; DNA binding. Gene Ontology annotation, cellular component: nucleosome. NCBI's taxonomy places the organism in Eukaryota, Viridiplantae, Streptophyta, Magnoliopsida, Fabales, Fabaceae.